This is a messenger RNA of Terrapene triunguis (Three-toed box turtle), 3819 nucleotides long. RefSeq names its product pleckstrin homology domain containing A8 (gene PLEKHA8). Gene Ontology annotation, molecular function: ceramide 1-phosphate transfer activity; ceramide 1-phosphate binding. Gene Ontology annotation, cellular component: membrane; cytosol; cytoplasm. The record is from RefSeq and is a predicted model, not a curated record. Gene Ontology annotation, biological process: intermembrane lipid transfer; ceramide transport. The transcript is spliced from 14 exons. Bases 57 to 1628 code for a protein of 523 amino acids. Lineage: Eukaryota; Metazoa; Chordata; Testudines; Emydidae.
GGGGGCAAGGGGUUCCCCUGUCCCGAGCAGAGCUGGAUGGGGGGGCCCUUGCCACCAUGGAGGGGGUGCUGUACAAGUGGACCAACUAUCUGAGCGGCUGGCAGCCUCGAUGGUUUCUUCUCUGUGGUGGUAUCUUGUCAUAUUACGACUCUCGGGAAGAUGCCUGGAAGGGUUGUAAGGGAAGCAUCCAAAUGGCCGUGUGUGAAAUUCAAGUUCACCAUGCAGAUAGUACUCGGAUGGAUCUGAUUAUUCCUGGAGAACAGUACUUCUACCUGAAAGCCAGAAGUGCAGCUGAGAGGCAAAAGUGGCUGAUUGCACUUGGAACUGCCAAGGCCUGCCUGACAGACAGUAGGACGCAGAGAGAAAAAGAGCUCACUGAAAACACCGAAGCCUUGAAAAUCAAAAUGUCAGAGCUUAGACUGUACUGUGACCUCCUUGUUCAGCAAGUGGAUAAAACUAAGGAAGCUAGCAUUUGUGGUGUAUCAGAAUCAGAGAAUGGAAUUGAUAUGGGAGCUCUGUUGAAAUCAACAUGUAACACUUUCCUGAAGACUCUUGAAGAAUGUAUGCAGAUUGCAAAUGUGGCCUUCUCUUCUGAAUUAUUACAUCACACCCCAUUGGGAUCUCCCCACUUGGCUGUUCUCAAAUCAAACAAGGUAACCCCUCCCGUCUCCCCCAGUAGCACUACAACAAAAAGGCAGAUGGAAUUGAACAGUUGUGAAAAUGGCUCCAUAAAGGCAGAAACUAAUCAUUGUGAGCAAACAUUGUUUAACAUUCUGAUACCCUCACAUCUGAAAUCUAAUGAGGGAGACUGUGACGUUUCAGCUGAAAACCAUGUUGAAAAGAAGUUGACAGGUGAUGAAGUUAAAGACGAUGGAGGAAGCAAGAUGCUGCCCAUAGAGGGCAACAGUGCUAACGAAUCGCUGCAGUUGGCAAUGGAUUCCAUAAGUGGACCAGCUCCAUCACACUGGGGAGAAGGAAAAGAAGAGGAUUUACCUACCUUCUUCAGUGUCAUGAACAAUAGGUUUAGUGACAUUGAACUCCAGGAGGGUGACGGCAUACCCACAGAGGAAUUUCUGCAAUCGUGUUACGCGAUAGUGCCAGUUUUGGACAAACUUGGACCAACAGUCUUUGCUCCUGUUAAAAUGGAUUUUGUAGGUAAUAUCAAGAAAAUAAAUCAGAAAUAUAUAACCAACAGAGAAGAGUUCAACACUCUCCAGAAGAUAGUGCUCCAUGAAGUGAGUGCUGAGGUAGCACACGUUAGAAACUCUGCAACAGAGGCCCUUUUGUGGCUAAAAAGAGGCUUAAAGUUUUUGAAGGGAUUUUUGACAGAAGUUAAGAAUGGAGAAAAGAAUAUUCAAACAGCUCUGAACAACGCUUACGGCAAGACAUUACGGCAGCAUCAUGGCUGGGUUGUGCGAGGGGUUUUUGCGUUAGCUUUAAGGGCAGCACCAACAUAUGAAGACUUUGUGGCAGCACUGUCUGUGAAGAAGUGUGAUGAUCAGGAAGAAGCUUUUUAUAAUGCAAUGCAGAGAGACCUCAACAUUUACUUGCCAGCCAUGGAAAACCAGCUGAAUAUCUUGGACACUCUCUAUGAAGUACAUGGUUUGGAGUCGGAUGAGGUAGUAUAAUCACAGUGACACAGUACCUCAAAACUUCAGGCACUGCAUUUGUUAACGAGCUUUUCUGAAUGCCGUUUCUCUUCAUUGUAUCUUUAGCAUGGGAGUUGGAGGAAUCGGUGUGCGUGUGUAUUUUUAAUCCUUGUUUGUGUUUAAAUGAAGAGGUGCUGUUUCUUUGAAGGCCGCAACUGUCUGCAUGGUGAAUACCUUUGGGCUAAAUAAUUCUUUUUUUUACAUGAAUGUAACAGAGCAGAAUUAGGCCUUCUUGCUCCAGUGCAUACUACUGGCAUCACACGUGCGGAGGGGCAGCUUUGAUGGGAGCACAGAUGCUGUGCUGAUGUCGUCAUUUUGCCCUCACCCUGUUCUGUGCCUGUCCAAGCUGUGAUGCUAGUCUCCAUUUCACUGGUCUUCUCUCCAUCUGGGCAGCUCUAGCCCUGCCCCUCUGCUAGAGAGAGCUGUGCUGCACUGAUAGCAGAAGAGGGGGCAGUAGAACUCUACCUUAUUAACUGAGUGGUUAGUCUGGUCCCAUCUUGAGGUAAAUUUGGGUUGCAUCCUUGUGUUUUAUACUGGUGACUUGAUUUUACUCGCAGCCCUGUUUUAAAAAAAUGUAAAGGCUGUUACUGCAAGUGUUGCUUUGAUGGCCAGGGUCCCUGGGCCUCCCCUAAGAGUCAGCCCGUCACACUAGGCAUGCUCUCCCUGUGCUUUUCUAGGUACUCUCUACCUCCUCACAGGUCCAUGAAAACAGGAUUGUCUCUUCCAGUGCUACUAGGCACCUGCUCCUGGAGCUGUUCUACCAAGAAGCUCCUCCUGCCUCAUCCUGUGAGGGAGUGUGUGUGUGUUUGUGUGCAAGAGAGAGAGACAGAAAAAUAAUCCUUAAAUUCACUGUGACACCAGCCUUGUUGCUAAUGUCCCAGCAGGGGGAGGCCUCUACAUGGCAGAGGGAGAGAAGGUUGUCAAGAUGCAUCACCUUGAUCUUGGUACUAGUAUCUUGAGUGCUUCCUUUGCCCUUGUGUGGUUAACAAGGCUUUAGUGCUAAGUGCUGGAGCCAUUGGGCCAGAUCCUCAACUGAUGUAAAUUGGCAAAGCCCCAUUGGUUCCACUGGAGCUGCGCCCAUCUACAGUAGCUGAAGAUCUGUCCUGUUGUAUUUACCCUGGUAAUAGACAGAAUACACUUUUCAAAAGCACCUAAGUAUCAUUGAAAGUCAAUGGGACAUAGACAUGUAAGUGUCUAAGUCACAUAGUUGCUUUUGAAAAGUUUGCCUAUAGCCUUCUUUUUAAAGGGCCUAUUCAAAACCAAAUCCCAUAACUGCUGCUGGGUAUUUGUGUGGUUUAAACACAACCAACAAUCUAACAAAUUAUAUAAAAAUGCUUCUAGAUUAGCAUUUGGAGGGGGUGUGGGUGUUGGUUUUGUUUUUUGCCAAUGGGGGUUACAAAAGGCUGGGUUUGAAAUGAGUCAGUCCUAGGGGGGGAAUAUAGUUCUUCAUAAAACCAUCACACAUUAGUGCAGCUCUAAGUAUAUAAUCCAAAAGUGUCUAGGUUUGACAGCGAAUUAAGGAUAAUGGGGAUUUUUGCCAUGCUUUCCUCCCACUGACACGAGUAAAAGUCCACUGGUACUGUUGGAGUCAAGAAUUAAUAGCUUUCCCUGUAGUUAGUCAGAUGAUUAAAAGGUGAAAUUUGACCUCGUGUAGAGGGCCAGCACAAAGUAUUUGGACUAUUUAGUCCCACUUCAGGGUUUAAGUAGAUCUUUAGUGCAUAGGACUUUUGCUGGCCUUCUGCAUGGGGUGAAUUUCACAUUGUACAUUAGAGAGAAGGAAGGAACACUUCAGAAUGAAGGCCUUGGGAAAGUGGUGAGCCAUUAUAAAUAGAGUAGAAAACAACUCUUCAGAGGCAUUUUGAAAUUUUUGUUGCCAUCUCGCAGGAGAAAUGCUUUUGCUUAGAUCCAGCAAAUCAAGGAUACCAAGAGGAUUCUAGUGAUGUGCAAUGCACCCUGUGCCUGGAUUCCUAUAGAACAGGUUGUUUAAGCUUAAUUCCAUGGUUGAAGCACAGCUAUAUACUUAGCACUCAAACCGUUCUAUCCAGAGGACACUAAAAUUUUUGAAGAAAGCACAAAACAGCUAUAGGAAAAGACCAAAAACUUUAAAUUUGGUGCCUGAGGGAGACACCAAAAGCAAUAGAUAAAUAGUAAUUGGCUUGAUUUUUUUUUU